AUGGUAUCGGUAGAGAAUAAUCCUCCAACGGCGGCGGUUGCGGCAUCUUGCUCGCCGGGAGUUGAAAUCGAGAUAAUCGACGCUGUAGCUGUAGCGAAGAAGAAGCGGAAUCUCCCGGGGAUACCAGAUCCGGCAGCGUUGGUGAUCGUUCUGUCGCCGAAAUCGCUUCUAGCAACAAACCGAUUCCCGUGCGAGAUCUGCAACAGAGGAUUCAAACGAGACCAGAACCUUCAGCUUCAUCGACGCGGCCACAAAUUGCCUUGGAAGCUCCGGCAGCGGACGAGCAAUGAGAUUCGAAAACGAAUCUACGUCAAGCUCAGCCUGCUGGACCUCAUGAUUCUCAAACAAAAUUAUCGUGAGAUUCACAUGUGA
Messenger RNA from Cucurbita maxima (winter squash), 372 nucleotides. RefSeq names its product protein indeterminate-domain 1-like. Bases 1 to 372 code for a protein of 123 amino acids. NCBI's taxonomy places the organism in Eukaryota, Viridiplantae, Streptophyta, Magnoliopsida, Cucurbitales, Cucurbitaceae. Gene Ontology annotation, cellular component: nucleus. Gene Ontology annotation, molecular function: DNA-binding transcription factor activity. The transcript has a single exon. The record is from RefSeq and is a predicted model, not a curated record.